Molecule: messenger RNA, 1510 nt
Organism: Teleopsis dalmanni
Lineage: Eukaryota; Metazoa; Arthropoda; Insecta; Diptera; Diopsidae
Product: opsin Rh1
Exons: 6
Coding region: 170-1291 (373 amino acids)
Biological process (GO): visual perception; phototransduction; G protein-coupled receptor signaling pathway
Cellular component (GO): membrane
Molecular function (GO): G protein-coupled receptor activity
Source: RefSeq, a predicted model, not a curated record
UGGUACGACUGCAGGUUAUACGACCAAGUCGCCGCGUAUAGUCCACUCCAGUGAAAGGAAAAAUAUUUCAAAACAUUGGAAGUCGUUAAGAAAUGAGAUAAAAUUUUAAUUUGUUAUUUAUUUCGUAAAUUAAAUAUUUAAAAUUUUUGAAUAAGUUAUUCAUAGAAGUAUGGAGAGUUUCGCAUCGCAAUCCGCCUUCGGGCCACACUUUGCGGCUCUAUCCAAUGGGUCCGUCACAGAUAAGGUUACACCCGACAUGGCACAUUUAAUUCAUCCAUACUGGAAUCAAUUUCCAGCUAUGGAUCCCAUUUGGGCUAAAAUUUUAACUUUCUAUAUGAUCUGUAUUGGUUUUAUUUCAUGGUGUGGAAAUGGCGUGGUGCUCUAUAUUUUUUCAACAACAAAAUCCCUACGCACUCCUGCAAACCUUUUGGUUAUCAAUUUGGCAAUAUCCGAUUUUGGUAUUAUGAUUACAAAUACGCCAAUGAUGGGAAUUAAUUUGUACUUCGAGACCUGGGUGCUUGGUCCUAUGAUGUGCGAUAUUUAUGCUGCCUUAGGCUCUGCCUUUGGUUGCAGUUCAAUUUGGUCGAUGACAAUGAUCGCACUUGAUCGUUACCAAGUUAUUGUUAAGGGUGUUGCGGGUCGGCCAAUGACUAUAAAAUUAGCUUUAAUGAAGAUUGCAUUCAUUUGGGCGAUGGGUAGCAUAUGGACUCUAGCCCCUGUGUUUGGCUGGAGUAGAUAUGUCCCAGAGGGUAAUUUAACCUCAUGUGGCAUUGAUUAUUUGGAGCGCGACUGGAAUCCACGCUCUUACCUCAUUUUCUACACCAUUUUUGUAUAUUACAUUCCAUUAUUCCUCAUAUGCCACUCCUAUUGGUUUAUUCUUGCUGCCGUUUCAGCUCACGAGAAAGCUAUGCGUGAACAAGCCAAGAAAAUGAAUGUCAAAUCAUUGCGCUCAUCUGAGGAUGCAGAAAAAAGCGCUGAAGGUAAACUUGCAAAAGUUGCAUUGGUAACAAUUUCACUGUGGUUUAUGGCAUGGACACCAUACACUGUCAUUAACAAUAUGGGCCUUUUCAAAUUUGAAGGACUGACACCAUUGAAUACAAUCUGGGGUGCAUGCUUUGCAAAAUCUGCUGCAUGCUACAAUCCAAUCGUCUAUGGUAUAAGCCAUCCUAAAUAUCGUCUUGCACUUAAAGAAAAAUGUCCAUGCUGUGUAUUUGGCAAAGUUGAGGAUGCUAGCAAGGCUAGUGAUGCACAAUCACAAGCCACAACAAAUGAAAAUGAAUCAAAGGCAUAAAUCUAUUAAUAUUGGAGCAACAACAAUAGCAUCAACAACAGCGAAAUCAACAACUAAAACAACUGCAGCAACAGAACGAAACGCUUUCGAGUUAGUUAUAAAAAUAAUUUGAUAUUUCUAAAAAGUAUUAAAAAGAUAAAGAUAUUUACUAAAUGCAAUGUCAUAAAGACUUUAAAAAAACUAAAAAAAAUAUAUAUAAACAUUAAUAAAGCAAGAAAA